AUGCUAGAAGUGGAUGGUACAGCCUCAAUAAAUGAGCUACAUUUUGCGUAUGAACCCUUCUGGGUUCAACUCCACAACCUGCCACUAGCCACCAUGACAGAAGAACUUGGAGAACAGUUCGCGGAAUCCAUUGGAAACGUAAUACGAGUGGACACUGAAGCAGAUGGACGUGCAUGGGGGAGAACCUUAAGAGUAAGGGUAGCGGUAGACAUUCAUAAACCUCUCCUACGAGGGAAAUGGAUCAAGUUUAGAGAGAAGAAGCACUGGAUUUCAUUUAAGUAUGAAAGGCUGCAGAAUUUCUGUUUCCAGUGUGGGGUACUUUUUCACAAAGGCAAAGAUUGCACCAGACUGCGGCCUGAGCAUCGAGGUGAGGAGGAAGCUCCAACACAGUUCGGGCCCUGGCUCCGUGGGCAGCCGAGGAACAUAAACUUCUUUGAUAGCCGACAACAGGGAAGUUUACCAGCGGAAAAGAAGGAAAAGGACCUUCGAGCCUGCAGCACACAACAGUUAAAUGAAGGAAGCUUGGAUAAAGGUAACUAUGUUGGACCUUUCCUAGAUGUCCCUAAAUCAGUUCAGGUCAAAAGUGAACUUUUAGAUCACAAUGAGCAAGAAGAAGGUGAAUAUAGGACUCAUGGUACGGCUAGUUUGAAGAACAAGGCUAAGAAAUGGAAAAGAAUUGCAAGACAAGGAGGUUCAUACAAUGAAGUGAAUGCAGCAGAACUGUUGGCCGAUAUCUCAAACCAGGCUUCGAGAACUAGCUAUAAGAGGGGGUGUAAGAGGAAGGUGAAUGAGAAUGUCCCUGGGGAAAAAAGAACUAAGAGAAUUGAGGAUAACAAGGAAAACCACGAUGCAAUGGCAGAGGUUGGUAUCCAGCCCUGCCUGCCCCAAUGA
Molecule: messenger RNA, 891 nt
Organism: Carya illinoinensis
Lineage: Eukaryota; Viridiplantae; Streptophyta; Magnoliopsida; Fagales; Juglandaceae
Exons: 3
Coding region: 1-891 (296 amino acids)
Source: RefSeq, a predicted model, not a curated record